AUGAACUACACACCCUACUAUAUGAUGAUGCAGCAAUUGUAAUAAAUCCCAUAAAUACAACAAUUUCCUCAGAUGGCUCCCAUGAGAAUUCCAAUGAUACCCUAACCACCCUAGUUGCAAACCAUACCCUAGCCAACCAUGCCAUUUUAAAUGCAGCAACAGAAUCCGGUUUAAUAAAAAGUCGAUCGAGACAUUCCUGUGUCUGUCAAAGGCACAAAAGUGAAACUAAAUCUCAAGAUGAUUAAGGAUCUACCCUUAGAAGAUGACAGCAUCCUAGAUUAUGAUGAAAUUAAAAAGUAAAGUGGAGAUCACAAAUACAUAAAUUUGAAAAGAAAACGCCGACUUCUAGAUCAGUAGGAAGCACCCUUGAUGUAGACCAGAAGGAGGAGUGAAUAAUCAUAAUAAAUAAGAGAAAUGUUGAAAGUUGAUGACAAAGACAUGACCAUUAUUUUAGAGGCUUAUCCUGAUACCAAAACCCUACUCUAAGAAUUAAGAAAAGGAAACUUGAAGAGGGAAAUUGAAAAAUUGUUACCCAAGUGAAUUUGACUAUUCUUUCCAUCAAUUUCUUAA
Molecule: messenger RNA, 570 nt
Organism: Paramecium tetraurelia
Lineage: Eukaryota; Ciliophora; Oligohymenophorea; Peniculida; Parameciidae
Exons: 2
Source: RefSeq, a predicted model, not a curated record